Solanum stenotomum is the source of this 537-nucleotide messenger RNA. Its product is annotated as transcriptional regulator SUPERMAN-like. The transcript has a single exon. The record is from RefSeq and is a predicted model, not a curated record. The coding region runs from base 1 to 537 and encodes 178 amino acids. Lineage: Eukaryota; Viridiplantae; Streptophyta; Magnoliopsida; Solanales; Solanaceae.
AUGGAAAGACAGAUGAAAAUAUUGAGUAACAACAACAAUGUUAAAGAGUCUUAUAAUUAUGGAAAUGAAGAUGAUGGAUUACUAAUGUGUACUUGGCCUCCAAGUUGUUACACAUGUAGUUUUUGUAAAAGGGGAUUCAAAUCAGCUCAAGCACUUGGUGGACAUAUGAAUGUUCAUAGAAGAGAUAGAGCCAAGUUCCUCAUGAUGAGACACCACUCACCACCACCAACAACAAAUGAUAAACAUACGUAUUCUCUUCUAAAUCUCAACCCUAACCCUAACCCUAAUAUUUCAUCAUCGUCAACGCCACCACCACCUUCUUCUUCAAGAAAAUUCUCUCAUUAUAGUAAUGGUGGUGCUUCUCAUGAAAUCAUGAGGAAACGUGUUGUAAUUCCAAACUUGAAAAGUAGUAGUACUACUACCAAAGACUCUUUAUGCAUGCAAGACAAAGAAUUUGUGAGAUUGGACUUGCAAAUUGGCUUGUUUACUGAAUCCAAGCAAGAAUUGGAUCUGGAACUUCGACUCGGAUACACUUAA